CGCUUCCGCUCAUCGUUUUGUUUGACAUUGUCAAGAUGGCGGCGGCCGUAACAAGCCGCUUGACUGCGGUCUGUAGACAAUUUCAGCGUUUUGUCUCAGUGUCUGCACACUCAAAGCCCCAAUAUGCGAUGUUUACAUUUCAACCGUGUCAUCAAAGACAAGUGGCUGACUCGUGGUGGUUCAGAAGUUCUUUCAAUAGCCGAUCCGUCCACACAACGAGUGUCAGAAAAGGGCUGGAUGAAUUCUUUGACUUGCCAGAAAACUGGGGUGAAGAAACCGUAAAAUCAGGUGCUCCAUGGACUGCAAAACAGUUGAGGGUGAAAAGUAAUGAAGAUUUGCAUAAACUUUGGUAUGUUCUCUUGAAGGAAAAGCAUAUGUUACUCACUGUAGAACAGGAGGCCAAACGACAGCGUGUUCAGAUGCCCAGUCCAGAGCGCGUUAAAAAGGUUGAAAGGUCAAUGAUCCGUCUGGACACUGUUGUGAGAGAGCGUGAGGACGCCUUGCGCUUACUGCAGAUGGGACAAGAGAAAGCCAGACCAGGCGAAUGGAGAAGAAAUGUCUUUGGCCAAAACUUCUGGUACCGCUACAGGGAAUACCCGAUCCCCUGGUACCUGAAUUCAAGAUACAAAAGGAAGCAAUUCUAUGAACCAGCAUACGUUUUCCCUUACACAAGGUUGAGAAUUGAGAAAUACCUGAAGAGCAAAGUCCGGAAAGAAAAAAGAGAAAAGAGAAGUCAAAAAAGGCUGGCUGCAAUGUUUCAGAAAAAGACUGCACUUGCAUGAGCCCACUGAACAUUGUCUUUUCAUCACAUAACUUUUUUUAUUAUUAUUUCUCCAGAAUUUCGGAAUAUGUUGUACAGUCAAAUAAUAAAUUGCAACUUGUAACAGUAUAA
Danio aesculapii is the source of this 892-nucleotide messenger RNA. RefSeq names its product mitochondrial ribosomal protein L47 (gene mrpl47). The record is from RefSeq and is a predicted model, not a curated record. Gene Ontology annotation, molecular function: structural constituent of ribosome. Gene Ontology annotation, cellular component: mitochondrial large ribosomal subunit; mitochondrial ribosome. Lineage: Eukaryota; Metazoa; Chordata; Actinopteri; Cypriniformes; Danionidae. The coding region runs from base 36 to 782 and encodes 248 amino acids. The transcript is spliced from 7 exons. Gene Ontology annotation, biological process: mitochondrial translation.